This is a messenger RNA of Balaenoptera ricei (Rice's whale), 1747 nucleotides long. It is a transcript of the gene SLC2A2, whose product is annotated as solute carrier family 2 member 2. NCBI's taxonomy places the organism in Eukaryota, Metazoa, Chordata, Mammalia, Artiodactyla, Balaenopteridae. Gene Ontology annotation, biological process: D-glucose transmembrane transport. The record is from RefSeq and is a predicted model, not a curated record. Bases 60 to 1634 code for a protein of 524 amino acids. Gene Ontology annotation, cellular component: brush border; membrane. The transcript has 11 exons.
CUGCAUCUGCCACACUCACUACAAGACCUGGAAUCAAGAGCAGGACUCCAACCCACAAAAUGACAGAAGAUAAGGUCACCAGGACCUUGGUUUUUACUGUCUUCACUGCCGUGCUGGGUUCCUUCCAGUUUGGAUAUGACAUUGGCGUGAUCAAUGCACCUCAACAGGUAAUAAUAACCCAUUAUAGACAUGUUUUGGGUGUUCCGCUUGAUGACCGAAAAGCUAUCAACAGCUAUGCUAUCAACACUACAGAGGAACUACCCACAAGCCCAUUCCUAAGGGUCCCAACACCAACCCCUUGGGCUGAGGAAGAGCCUGUGGCAUCUGCCAGCCUCAUCACCAUGUUCUGGUCCCUGUCUGUGUCCAGCUUUCCAGUUGGUGGAAUGAUUGCCUCAUUCUUUGGUGGGUUGCUUGGGGACCAGCUUGGAAGAAUCAAAGCCAUGUUGGUAGCAAACAUUCUCUCAUUAGUUGGAGCUCUCUUGAUGGGGUUUUCGAAAUUGGGACCAUCUCACAUUCUUAUAAUUUCAGGAAGAGGCAUAUCAGGACUCUACUGUGGGUUAAUUUCAGGCUUGGUUCCAAUGUACAUUGGUGAAAUUGCUCCAACCACGCUCAGGGGUGCUAUUGGUGCCCUUCAUCAGCUGGCCAUUGUCACAGGCAUUCUUAUUAGUCAGAUCGUUGGCCUCGACUUUAUCCUGGGCAAUCAUGAGCUGUGGCACAUCCUGCUUGGUCUGUCUGCUGUGCCAGCUGUUUUGCAAUCUUUGCUGCUCUUCUUCUGUCCAGAAAGCCCCAGAUACCUUUACAUCAAGUUGGAUGAGGAAGCCAAAGCAAAGAAAAGCUUGAAAAGACUCAGAGGAUGUGAUGAUGUCACCAAAGACAUCACUGAGAUGAGAAAAGAAAGGGAAGAAGCAUCAAGUGAAAAGAAAGUCUCCAUAAUUCAGCUCUUCACCAAUUCCAGCUACCAACAGCCUAUUCUAGUGGCAUUGAUGCUGCACAUGGCUCAGCAAUUUUCUGGAAUCAAUGGGAUAUUUUACUACUCAACCAGCAUUUUUCAGACAGCUGGAAUCAGCCAACCUGUUUAUGCAACCAUUGGAGUUGGUGCUGUCAACACAGUUUUCACUGCUCUCUCCGUAUUCCUUGUGGAGAAGGCAGGGCGCCGCUCUCUGUUUUUAAUCGGAAUGAGUGGGAUGUUUGUUUGUGCCAUCUUCAUGUCGGUGGGACUUGUGCUACUGAAUAAAUUGGCUUGGAUGAGUUACAUGAGCAUGACAGCCAUCUUCCUCUUUGUCAGUUUUUUUGAAAUUGGACCAGGCCCCAUCCCCUGGUUCAUGGUGGCUGAGUUUUUCAGUCAAGGACCACGCCCUGCUGCUUUAGCAAUAGCUGCGUUCAGCAACUGGACCUGCAAUUUCAUUAUAGCUCUGUGUUUCCAGUACAUUGCGGACUUCUGUGGACCUUAUGUGUUUUUCCUCUUUGCUGGUAUAGUCCUGGCCUUUACUCUGUUUACAUUUUUCAAAGUUCCAGAAACCAAAGGAAAGUCCUUUGAGGAAAUCGCAGCAGAGUUCCAAAAGAAGAGUGCUUCAGCCAAAGCACCAAAAGCUGCUGUAGAAAUGGAAUUCCUUGGAGCUACAGAGACUGUGUAAAGAUAACCUGCUUUUUGACAGGUACAGAAACAGGAAAGAAGCGGUGUUUUUUAAAUGACAAUUUUUUUGAGAAUUUUAUAUCUACAUCUUGAAGUACUGUUUUAUUUUUUAAA